This is a messenger RNA of Anolis carolinensis (green anole), 1202 nucleotides long. RefSeq names its product CIMAP1 family member D (gene cimap1d). The record is from RefSeq and is a predicted model, not a curated record. The coding region runs from base 1 to 1161 and encodes 386 amino acids. NCBI's taxonomy places the organism in Eukaryota, Metazoa, Chordata, Lepidosauria, Squamata, Anolidae. Gene Ontology annotation, cellular component: cytoskeleton. The transcript has 6 exons.
AUGGCGGGCCGCUUCCUGUCGCGCCGGCUUUUAUCAACUACGGCGCCACGCCCACUAGUGACGUCUCCUCAGGAGCGCCACGCCCACUUUUCAACCUUAAUCCAACCGGCGUCGUCGUUAUCAUCGCGAAGCCACGCCCACAUCUUCUCGCUUCACGCCCACUCGCAAAGCCCAGGGAGUGAAGUGAAGCGCAUGCGCACAGGAGAGGAUGUCAAUCAUCGUCGUGAUCCUCACGAAGCCACGCCCACAACUCUCCUUUUCUCUGAGGUAAACAAGGCUUUUUGCUUCUCGCCCCGUCAGCGCAUGCGCACAGUCGUGAACCCAGAACGAGAGCCCGGUUUGGGUUUCGGCCUCUUGCAAAGAGUCCAGAACCCUGCGUCCGUCAUGGAGGAGCCGAGGACAAAGCCGGCCAUCGCGGCCCGCGAGACAGGCCUCUUUUCACGUUCCCGAACAGGACCCGGACCCGGGCGUUACGUCUUGCCCCCGACGGUGGGCUUUGCCAACCACGACUACACCCGCUUCGCCGGCCCGGCGUACUCGUUCCACCGGAGACUCGACAACAUCCAUCCGAAGGACUCCAGUCCCGGGCCACGCUACUACGUCAAGCCCGAACUCACACGUUUCGGAAGAGCCAAAGGUCCCUCCUACUCCAUGCUGGCGCGGAGCAAGCCUAAGGGCAUUCCUCGCACCCCCGGACCAGCAACCUACCACCCGGAGAAGGUUCCUCCUCCGUCCCAGCAGCGGCCACCCUCGUUCUCGAUCGGGGCCCGGACCAAGCCCCGCCCUGUGGACCCCGUCCCGGCCCCCAACAGCUACACCCUCCCCUCGCUCCUGGGCCCCCGCAUCCCCCACAAAGCCUCCAGCCCGAGUUUCUCCGUCGCCGGACGCAACGCCAAAGGCGGCCCCUUGGAGGACCUCUGCCGGACGCCGGGGCCGGGGCGGUAUAAGACGACGGACCCCGACGUCUACCUGUGCCGCUCACCGGCCUUCUCCAUGCUGGGGAGGCUCAAGCCGGGCAAGGUGGGCUUCCCGACCCCGGGGCCCGGCACCCACAGCCCCGAGAAGGUGACCCUCCACAGGGCAAAGGCCCCGUCCUACUCCCUCGGCAUCCGGCACUCGGAGUUCCUCAUGCCGCUCGUCGGGGAGGCUCCGGAGUGGUAGGAGUUGUGAGACUCGCGGAACGGAUCCCGACGAAUAAAGCA